Molecule: messenger RNA, 1658 nt
Organism: Trachemys scripta elegans
Lineage: Eukaryota; Metazoa; Chordata; Testudines; Emydidae
Product: sialic acid-binding Ig-like lectin 11
Exons: 6
Coding region: 171-1580 (469 amino acids)
Source: RefSeq, a predicted model, not a curated record
CGGAGCGCAGAGAGGACGGAGAGAAAAGGAGGGCAAGAGGAAGCCAGCGAGAGCCAGGCUUGGGCCAGCUUUGGGGGCGCUGGGAUCCGGCCGGACGCCGGCCCUGCCUGGGGUCACAGCAGAGAGGUGGAGGGGACGGACACCUGGGGUCCUAAUUCAAUCCACCUGACAUGGCCGGAUCCCCCGAGGCCGGACACGCUGUGAGCCUCACGUGGCAGCGCCUCCUGCUGGCCCUGCUGGAAGCGUUGUGUUACAGCCAUGUCUCUGGGUCCUGGACAUCCUCGCUCCCUGGGACCAUCCGGGCUCUGAAGGGUUCCUGUGUGGUCAUCCCCUGUUCGUUCACCUACCCCGGCUCCCGCGAGUCCCUGGGCGGUCCAUUCAACGUGGUCUGGUACCAGUACCGGAGCAGGGGCUACCCCGAGAUCUAUAACAGCAAGGGCACGGCCAGCGUGCUGGCCGAGUACCAGGCCCGGACACAGCUGCUGGGGGAUCCGGAGAUGAAGAACUGCACCCUGAGCAUAAACCCCGUGCGGAGCGAGGACUCCAUGAGCUACUACGUCUGGAUCAACCCCGACUCUGUCAGGCAUCGCUUCUACGACAUCACAGUCCGGGUGGAGGUGGCAGACACUCCAGACCCGCUGAUGCUGAGCGACCCCGGGGUGCUGAUCGAGGGCGACCGAACCACCAUCACCUGCUCCAUCCGCCACACCUGCCCCUCGGCCCCUCCCAGCCUGGGCUGGAGCCCCGGGGGGGGCAAAGCCGCGACCAGCCACGAGCGGCUGGCGGGGGGCGGCUGGCGGGCGGAGUCGGAGCUGAGCUACACCCCCUCGUACAAGGACCACGGGCGGUACCUGCAGUGCACGGCCACCUUCCCCAACCAGCAGCAGGCUCGCAACGGGCUGUACCUGCAGGUCAAGUAUCGCCCGCGGGGCACGGCUGUGGCCGUGGUGGGGCCGGCCCGGCUGAAGGAAGGCGACAACGUCACCCUGCGCUGCACCAGCCAGAGCCACCCACCGGCCACCACCUACCGCUGGUUCCAGGGGCCGCGCCGGGCCCUGCUGCGGGGGCUGGGCCGGGGCCCCGAGGUGACGGUGCUGGCUGUGGGGCGCCUCUCAGGGCCCUACCGCUGCGCCGCCGAGAACGAGAUCGGCCUGGGGGAGGACUCGCCCGCCGCAAACCUCGACGUGGAGUACCCGCCGGAGCUGCUGCCACAGGGGAACUGCACGGUGUGGGGCAGCGGGCCCGGAGGAACGGCCACGUGUCACUGCACGGCCGAGGGGAACCCCCCACCCCGCCUCGAGUGGCGCUUGCCCAACCGCACCCUCCCGGGGGACUUCGAGGGCCCUGAGCUGCGAGCGACCUCGGGGGCGCGGGGCCCGGCCGUGAGUGGGGAGCUGCAGGGCCCGGCCCGGGCCCUGGCCAACGUGUCCUGCACUGCCACCAACGCCCACGGACAGAGCCAGGCCGUGCUGCCCUUUGUGCCCGCAGGUACCGGGGACCGGUGGGGGGCUGGGCAUGGGGUGCCCUGGUACCGUAACAGCUCAUGUACAUGCCCCGACCGGGGUAUCGGCCGCAUGUAGGGUUGCCAACCGGAGUUCCCCCUAAUCAGCGCGGCCUGCACCCCCACCCAGAGCCCUCACCCCCUGCACCCCAACCCU